Drosophila mojavensis is the source of this 1090-nucleotide messenger RNA. It is a transcript of the gene Ankrd49, whose product is annotated as ankyrin repeat domain-containing protein 49. The record is from RefSeq and is a predicted model, not a curated record. Gene Ontology annotation, molecular function: protein binding. Lineage: Eukaryota; Metazoa; Arthropoda; Insecta; Diptera; Drosophilidae. Bases 95 to 739 code for a protein of 214 amino acids. The transcript has 2 exons.
ACUGUGAUAUAGAAAUAUCGAUUGCGAAACAUCUGUCAAAAAAUCAACAUUUAUUUAUUGCAAAAAUAAGAAAUCAGUAUUUGGAAAUAACAAAAUGGGCGAUUAUGAUUCGGAUGAUGAGAAAUCUCAAAUGGAGAAACUGCGCUAUGCCAAAGUGCCGCGCGGCAUGUUUGUGAGCGGUUGGGAUGAUGAUACCGAUGACAUCGAGGAGGACAAAAAUCCACAAGCGAGCAUUGAACGAAUGAUAUUGUGGGCCGUGAGUGAGAAUCGUCUUAGUGAGGUGCGCGAAAUUCUUCAACUGGAUGCGGACACCGUCAAUGCCAAGGACAACGAUGGAUACACGCCGCUGCAUCGCGCUUGCUACAACAAUUUCUUAGACAUUGCAAGGCUUUUGCUCCAGUAUCAGGCUGACCCGAAUGCACGCACCGAGCUCGGUUGGACUCCAUUGCACUCGGCCUGCAAAUGGAGUCACCCCGAAAGUGUGCAGCUCUUGUUGCAAUUUGGUGCGGAUGUGAAUGCCGAAUCAGAUGGACAGCAAACGCCGUUGCAUGUAACGGCCACCGUUUCAAAUUGCAGAAAUGCGGCAACUAUUCUACUCAUGGAUCGCAAUAUCCAACCACGCAAGGAAAACAACACCGAGGAGACAGCCGCAGUUAUAGCACGUCGCACUGGCAUGAGCUAUUUCGUCUUUGAGAUCGCCAAUGAGGCCUACGACUGCAUCACCGGACUAAUUGACUGAAAUGUCAUUCGGUUCUUUUUAUUAAAUAUAAUACUUAAUGUUAGUUCAUAAAUUAUUAGUUAUUUGUUUAGCUGGCUGGAGCUGGAGUGCGCACAAAAUGCUCAUAGAAUGAUUUCGUAUAGUUGACCAUUUCAUCCUGCAUGGCAGCGGGCACAAAGUAAGGAUUACCUUGGCCGCCCUCGAUGGUGCCCUUGGCCGUGUAACGCAUAUAGCUGGAGACUGUUGUCUCUGGAGGCAACACAGCUCCAUCUUCGAUCACACAGCAAUCCUUAAGCGUACAGCGACGACCCUUUAAUCAAAACAAAUCUCAUGAAAAUAUGCUAAAUAUUAAACUGAUUUCCUGACUCACAA